Drosophila innubila is the source of this 1645-nucleotide messenger RNA. RefSeq lists its product as uncharacterized. The coding region runs from base 1 to 1383 and encodes 460 amino acids. NCBI's taxonomy places the organism in Eukaryota, Metazoa, Arthropoda, Insecta, Diptera, Drosophilidae. The record is from RefSeq and is a predicted model, not a curated record. The transcript has 3 exons.
AUGGAGAUGCUGCCGAUAUCGCCGUUUGCAUAUAGUUUCUUCUAUUUUGGCUUCGGCAUCUUUAUGUCCGACUACGUUUCCCUGUUUUUCAACUGCACCUUCAAAAACAGCUACACAGCAUCCCUGCAGUUCUCGAAGAUCAUGGGUGAUGCCUUGCAUUAUUUUCUGGUUGGCAUGAUGGCACUUUGCAUUAAUGGAUAUCAUGUGAAUGGCGUCCUGUUUUGGGGCAGCAUGUCCUUUAUAUUUCUGGGCUAUAUCUACUUGUUGUGGGUGGUGAAUACGAAAUACGAGUUAUUUGGACGUCGCGACUUGGUCAAUGACUUUACGCAUACGCACUCCAUGAAUGCCUGGACCUUUGUUUUCGUCUACUUUUUUGUCAUGUUUCUGGUGAUGCUGAUAUCCUACUACUCAUUGCGACAGUUGAAGAGACAGAGAUCAAGAUCGAGUAUUUUUCACCAAAGCGACACAUUCUCUGAUAUACCCAGCGAAGCGGAAAUCUCUGGCAAUAAUGUAAGGAUCACGAAUAUGACUAAACUGGGCAUCUGGUGGCAGACUGUCAAUGGCUUUGCGAAUUUGAAGGAGCGCAACAAAAUCCUAGUGGCAAUACUAUCUCCCUUUUACUUUAUAGUGGCCAACAUGAUACCGGUGAUUGACAUGGAACGUCCUUUGCACGGCUGGUGCAAACCUGUGGCAAUCAUCAGCUUAGUGGUUCUUCCCUUUUUGACGCUGGGACUGAAGCCCAAAACUCACACUUGGUACACGCUGUCUGCCAUCUCUUGGUUCUUUGCAUUUGUUGCCAGUAUCUCAACGGAAUCCCUACGUGAACCGAGCUAUAUUUGGCUAAGGAUCUACUCCAUAAUUGGACUGCUCGUUUAUUCAAUUACAAUGCACACGGUCAUCGGGGAAAUUGACAAUCUAAUAUGGCAAUUCAUGAGCAUGCGAUUCAGUCCCAUGCCCGACAUGAUAGCAAUCAUGUUCAUCAGCACCGGCGAGAUCUGUUGCAUGUCCGUGCUGCUCGGCAGUCUCAUUCGCCGGAGGAUGCUCGAUGCAGCCUACGGCGCGGUUAUGUCCGCUCUCUCUCACACCAUUUACAUGGCCUUGCCCCAACUGGUCCUCCAGGAGUGCUACAAUUCAAACAUCUAUAUAAUCUGCACCUCGAAAACCUUCUCGUGUACGGUGUUCUUUGUGAUCAUCUUUUUUGGGACACUCUUGCAUGUUUCGAUGAGUGGAAAUGAGUUUCGCAUGUCGCUCUUCUUCUAUCUGGUCACACUGUACACGGCGUAUCUACUCUUCCAACUGAUGACCUAUUACCAUCUGAUUCAUCCCUUUGGAAUAGCACACACCAUCCGACCGCCUUCCGAUUCCGAAAAUGUGUGGGCCUAGUCGGAACUAUCCACAUAAAUAAUGUUACUUCUAAUGUACCUACGACUCUAAUCCGAUUCUUAGCGAUUUAUGAUUUCACCGAUUUACAAAUGUGCCCAACUCCUGUUCCCAACUCCUUUUCCAAGGACUAACAAAGAAGCUUUUGUGCUUAAAUUUGGCAUAACGUCAGGGCAACAAAAAGACCGAAAAAUAAAAAAACGAUGCCUACUUCGAGGGUUGUCAACGUUGCAACGUUGUGUCCUUGUUCCUAGGCAAAUGUGAA